Molecule: messenger RNA, 1814 nt
Organism: Pomacea canaliculata
Lineage: Eukaryota; Metazoa; Mollusca; Gastropoda; Architaenioglossa; Ampullariidae
Exons: 3
Coding region: 100-717 (205 amino acids)
Cellular component (GO): membrane
Source: RefSeq, a predicted model, not a curated record
UGCGGGGGUCAAUAGAAAGGCAUGGUGGGAAGGGUGUUGAGGUAGAUUUCCGCCGCUUGUCGCUCAGUUAGGAAAGUUUGUGAACACACAGUUUCCAUCAUGGGGAGGGUAGUAGCCCUCGUCGGGUGUUUUUUCGUUGCAGGUGCUGUAGGUUGUAUGCUGCUUGCGUUCGCCAGCCCGUACUGGGUGGAAUCUUUCGGCGAGUUCGCUGACAACCGAUUUGUGAAGGCAGGUCUCUGGGAGUUUUGUUUCGACGACUACACCUUUUAUAAGGACCACAAUGGCAAACGUUACCUUGGCUGCUUUUACAUCUUCUCGCAAGAAAUCAGACCUCUUUGGGAGUGGCUUUCACCUCCCUGGUUUGUGGCAAUGCAAGUGAUGGUGAGCCUGUCAUUGCUGGUUCAAGUACUCGAUGCCAUCUGCUUGGUUUUAUAUAUCUUCAGGCUGUUUCCCGACUAUCUCAACGCAUCUGUUCUUAAGGGCUCAUCCAUAGUCAUGCUAUUUGCAUUGGCAAUUAUAUUUGUUGUGCUGGUGGUGUUUGGAGUGAAGAAGGAGGACAGGAACUGGGUGCCACGACCUGAUAUGAACUACUUGUCCUGGUCAUAUGGUCUUUGCUGUAUCUCAGGAUUUGCCACUCUGUUUGCUGCAUUGGCUCUCUACAAAGCAUCUCAGCAAGAGGAUGAAAAGGACCCAUACAACUAUCCCAAGAACACAUGAUCUGAGUGCACAGAAGGCAGAUGAGAGAGAGAUUUUGAAAGACUAUCAAGUUAAGAGAACUUUAAAUUGUUACAUCUUUCUUUAAUUCAACAUAUGCAGAACUAAAAAUUUUAUGGAAUCUUAGUUUAGUUUACAUUGUACUUGAACACAUUUUGAAAAGAACCUAAAGAUACUUUUGGCCUGAUAUGCCAAUUUGGCCACUAUUUUUGAAGCAGCUGCAGAGUGAGAUUAGCAGUGUUGAUUACCAAGAAGUAAACAUCUAUGUUUGUAAAUAGGUGUAUUAAUGUAUGUAUGGUAUUUGCAUGUGUGUGAUGUGUGAUUAGCUCUGGUUUAUAUGGAUACACUAUUGGUUAGCAAAUCAAACCAUGUUCCACCUUUAUUAUAUUAUUUUUUUAAAAUGUUUUUUUCUAUAAUCUGAAAGGUUUUCAAGUGUAAAUAUAUAUCUACAUGACACCAUUUAUCACAAGAAAUCUAAAUAUCAUGAUAGUGUCCUUAUUUUGGGGGCAGGAGCAAAGUGUAUAAAUCAAUGAAAAUCAGCACUCUAGGCCAGGGUGUCUUUUUGGUGAACAUGGUGUAAGAUAGCUGUGUACUGUCCCUACGUUGGUCUGUAAUAUGCAAUUACCUGGGGUACAGUGUGUUAAUGAUAGGCUACAAUUACAGCAACUAUGCAUACACACAUUAUGAACACUUUAAAGAAUUCCAAUAACUAGAUUUCUUAAGUGAACAUAUCAUGUACAAAAGCAUGAGCACAAUUCGAUGGUCUGUGCCUUUCAAUAAUGAGAGAUGUGUGCAAGUGAAGUAUUGCUCAUAUGCCUUUAGUUGUGUGUAAAUGCCAGACUUUACAUAACACAUUGACAGCAUAUUUUUUUAUGUCUAUAUCACAGUGAUGCUGCAUACAUAUCAUAGCGAUGUAACUUGUAUAUCAUUUUAUGUUAGAAAUUGGUUUAUAUAAUUGUCCCCAUUAAUCUCAGACUUAAAGUGAAUUUCUCCAUGAAAAAAAUGCUGUUACAUAUUCCAUCCCGAAGUGUUUCAGAAUGUUGUAUAUAUAUAUAUGAUGACAUGAAUUUUUAUAGAUUAAAAAGUUUAAAUAAACUUUA